Molecule: messenger RNA, 4717 nt
Organism: Tachysurus vachellii
Lineage: Eukaryota; Metazoa; Chordata; Actinopteri; Siluriformes; Bagridae
Gene: ero1b
Product: endoplasmic reticulum oxidoreductase 1 beta
Exons: 16
Coding region: 215-1741 (508 amino acids)
Biological process (GO): protein folding in endoplasmic reticulum
Cellular component (GO): endoplasmic reticulum; endoplasmic reticulum membrane
Molecular function (GO): thiol oxidase activity; FAD binding; protein-disulfide reductase activity
Source: RefSeq, a predicted model, not a curated record
GCAUUGCGGAAACAGUCGUUUAUUUCCGUGAGAUUUUGAGUUUUUUUUUUUUAGAUUUUUACAUUCGAUAAAUUCUGCAGUGAUAUCUGGGGUCGAAGAGGUGAAAGUAUUGUGAUUACAUUGUUGGUUGCUGAUGCUAAUUAGCUAGUUUGCUAGCUAGUUUAGCAACCUUUUGCUAAGUGUAGGGCUGUGAUAAUAAGACUUGGCGUUAGCGAUGGUAAAACGCGCACUGUGGACUUGUGGAACUAUAUUUUUCCUGUGUUUCCUGUUUGGAGACUUUGUCUGGGGAUGGUUUCACAACAACAACAACAACAACAACAACAUUCAGGACAAAACGCACCAAUCACAACACAAACUCGUCAGUAAGGUGACACCGGACAGUGCGGACCAAAGCUGUUUUUGUCAUUUGACAGGUGUUUUGGACGACUGCUUCUGCGACGUUGAGAGCAUUGAUGUCUUCAACAACUUCAAGAUUUUUCCUCUCAUACGCAAGCUAAUCGAAAGAGACUUCUUCCGAUACUACAGGGUGAAUCUGAAGCGUCCCUGCCCAUUUUGGCCUGACGAUGGCCACUGCUCUAUCAAGGAUUGUCAUGUGGAGCCCUGCCCAGAGAGCAAAAUUCCAGUGGGGAUUAAAUCAGGAAACUAUAAUAAGUAUUCUCCCGCUGCAAAUGCCAUCAGAGACAUUAAGGAAUGUGAACAGGCCCAUGAGCUGGGUGCCAUUAACAGCACACUGAGUAAUCAAAGUAAAGAGGCAUUUGAGGACUGGGCUCAUCAUGAUGAUGCCCAGGACCACUUCUGUGGCCUGGAUGACGAGACGUCACCUGAAGCAGAGUAUGUGGAUCUUGCGUUAAAUCCUGAACGCUACACUGGAUAUAAAGGCCCCUCUGCAUGGAGAGUGUGGAACAGCAUCUACGAGGAGAACUGCUUCAAGCCACGGUCUGUUUAUCGGCCUCUUAACCCCUUGGCUCCAAGUCGUGGUGAUGAUGAUGGUGAAGGCUUUUACAACUGGCUGGAAGGAUUGUGUCUGGAGAAGAGAGUGUUCUACCGGCUCAUUUCUGGCCUCCACAGCAGCAUUAAUAUCCACCUGUCUGCUCAGUACCUCCUGGAUGAGAGCUGGGGGAAAACGGUUUGGGGCCCUAAUGUGCACGAGUUCCGCCAGAGGUUUGACCCUGCCGAGACCAAGGGCGAGGGAACUCGCAGGCUGAAGAACCUUUACUUCCUGUACCUGAUCGAGCUCAGAGCUCUGUCCAAAGUGGCACCGUAUUUCGAGCGCUCAUUCAUCAACCUCUACACUGGCAGUGCACAGGAAGACUCUACUACCAAAGAGCUGCUGCUGCAGAUCCUCAAUGAGACCAAAGCUUUUCCCAUGCACUUUGAUGAGAGCUCCAUGUUUGCAGGCCACAAAACUGAAGCCAAAAGGUUAAAGGAAGAGUUCAGACUUCAUUUUAAGAACAUUUCCCGUAUAAUGGACUGUGUGGGCUGCAGUAAAUGUCGACUGUGGGGGAAGUUACAGACCCAAGGACUUGGAACCGCCCUCAGGAUCCUCUUCUCUGAGAAAGAGAUCAAGAAUCUUCCAGAAAACAGUCCCUCUGUAGGCUUCCAGCUCACACGCCAGGAGAUUGUAGCUUUGCUUAAUGGCUUUGGGAGACUCUCCACCAGUAUAAAAGAGCUGCACAACUUCCGAACGCUUCUAAAGGACAAGAAGUACCAGAUGAUGUCAGCCCACAGGACACUGCAAUAGUUUGCUCUUCCUCAGAAGGAGGCCUUUAUCAGGGACUUUAGAACUGAGUGUGGCCAAGAGAAACUCCCCUCUGCUGAGCUCAGCAAAUCCCUCUGCUUUAUUCUGCUGCCCAGCUAACAGGAAAAAAAAUACUUCAGCUCACAGCACAGCAAACUGUCAGCUACUGAUGAAAACAGGAAUCAAAGGCAGGACCAGAGCUGACAUACCACACCUUUCCUAAAAAAUGGUUCAGAAUUCACAGCCCUUUGAAUCUGUAAGGCUUCAUAAGAAACUAGUUGUUGUUUUUGUUUUCUGUUUGUUUUCAGGGUUUUGUGUGUGUGUGUGUGUGUGUGUGUGUGUGUGUGUGUGUGUGUGUGUGUGUGUGUGUGUGUGUGUGUGUGUGUGUGUGUGUGUGUGUGUGUGUGUGUGUGUGUGUGUGUGUGUGUGUGUGUGUGUGUGUGUGUGUGUGUGUGUGUGUGUGUGUGAGAGAGAGAGAGAGACAGAGAGACAGAGAGCAGGAAUAUUGUAUGUUUGUGUGUCAGUGAGAUCACAUAUACAUAGGAGGUCAUUUCAGAGGUCAGACGUAUUACUCUAUGGAACACUUACUAGUUUCCGAAACAUUUUUAUGCCUUUAACACCUUAAAGAGGUCACCAUAAAUUAUGAAUUGGCUUUCAUAUUAACAUGUAAUUCUACCAAUAGGACCAUAGGAUUUAUAAUGUUCUGUAAUAAGGAAAUGUAGCAUCUUAGAAAACUCUGAGCAACUCAUAACAAGCAAUAUGGAUACAGUGUAGGACGUCAUUAAAUUGUCUGCGGUGACAACUAUUUCUAGAUGGAUUUCUAGAGCGAUUGAACUUUAGUAUUAAUGUUAUAUCAUUAAUCCCUUUUUUUGCAAGCCAAAGCUUUUCUUAAAAAAAAAGUGUCUCAUUUUUUGUUGCUAGACAUUUCCUCUUCAAACUGUCAUGUUUAUGCCAGAUGUAUGACUGAUUUAUUUGGUCGUUUUAACUUUACAAGACUCGUAUAUGAAGGAGUGUAUGUGUGUGUGUGUCUGAGAGUCUGAGAGAAUGUCCUUCUUCAUUACAAUGGGAUUUGGACCAAACUCUUUUCCUUCUCAUUGGUUCUCUUGUGGUGUUCACUUGAACUGUGUAAGUGGAAGCUGCCAUACAUUUUCUGUUCCCGUACACACAAUACAGUAAACUCAACAACUGUUAUCACCCUUCAUGAAAAUGAAUCAAGAGUUAAAGUAUGGAAUAAAACCAACAUACAUUUUGAUAAUCAUUUUGGAGUCCUGCAUGCUGUUAUCAUUUUAACACAAAACUUUUUCAAACACAAAACAUUUAUUGAGAAGAAAUUUUUAAUAUUUGAUGAAGCUUCCCUUAGUCUAAGAAUGUCUGGGGAGGAAAAAUGACGUAAUAUUGUAUAAAUCCUAGCAAUUCCACAGCCAUCCAUUAUUGGGAGUCCACAAGACCAAAAUUGCUCGUUCUCUCUGGAUGGUUGGGACGUUGUAUUCCCUCUCCCCUGUCAAUCACAGUAAAUUUAGCCAAACGUGGGCAUCUGAGAGCUCAUGUGUAUCAAAGAGGGCAGAUGGUGCUUUCCUCUGUGUGUGUUAGACUUCCGUCUCACUGAUUUGUAGCUGCUGUGUGAUGGAGAAAACUGGUGGGUGGGAUUUGACAAAAUGGGAUUUUAAUAUCUUUUAUUUUAUUAUCUUUAAUUUGUCCUAAUUACCUUUUGUUUUUUGUUAUUAUUAUACAUAAGAAAAAUGUUAACGUUAAUUAAAGCAAAGCUAAGAAGUUCCCCAAAAUGAGUAAGCACAACCAAUAAUGUUUGUGUUUUUAGCUUCUGCAGUCAGAUUGGCUGCUUUUCAUGAAGGGUGAUUAAACUACUUGAGGUCACUGUUUACACACAGAGUUGCCAGUUUAUUAGGUGCAUAACAUUACUGACCUGUCAGUCCCUUGUACCCCAUCCAUCGGUCUAAAGGGAGCACCAUCGUACCUCCCAGAGCCAUAUUAUUAGCUUCAUGGCCCAUCACAGCCAAUAUAAUUAGGAAUGUCUAAUAAACUGGCAGCUUAUUCAUGUGUAUAUAUAAUAUAUAUAUAUAUAUAUAUAUAUAUAUAUAUAUAUAUAUAUAUAUAUAUAUAAAAUACUUGAGAUGAUUCUGCAUAGCACACUGGUCUAUGAGAUAAGAAUGGACUACCUGUAAUCUUGAAGAGAUGACUAAGAGCAGCUAUGUGUGUGUGUGUGUGUGCUUGUGUGUGUAAAGUGCAUGAUUUAUAGUGCAUCACCACAUCCUGCGCGUUCUACUUGUCUGUUUUAACAGCAGCCAACAUACAGGAAAUCUCUCUAUUAAACAAAUUGUGUCUUUAGAGUUUGUAACAUUAUGUUCCUACAGUUUAUCUAUUCUUUCACAAUCCAAAGCAUCAGUGAUUAAAGGAGACUAAAAUCCACUCAGAAGUUCAUCAAUCCUAAAACUGACUUAUUUUCUGUUACAUUGAUUUCUGCCGUCUUUACUUUAAAUGAGCAAUAUCAGUGAUUUUUAACUGAAAUGUUCAAGAUAGGAUUAUAAAGAUCAGUUCAGGAAAAGGCUUUUGCAGUACCGCGGAUCAGAAUAAAUUAGCUUUAGUCAGGUUUAUUGGCCAAGUGUGUUGACACACAAGGAAUUUGGUUCAGCUGUUUGUGACUCAAAAGUACAGACAUAAAAACAUUAUUACAUUGACCUGACCGCAUCUGAGGUCAUUCUGAGACGAGUCUGCAGGUAACAGAUCACAAAGACACUCCUUUAAAAUGAUUAUCUGCUGUGUGAUCUGAUGAUAAUGCUUUUUGUUUUUGUUUUGUUUGUUUGUUUGUUUCAUUUGCCCUCAUUUUGCACCAUAUGUAAAAUAAGGAUUUUUUUUCCAGCUCUAUUCAGUGUCUGUCUGCAUAAUAAUGGCUCAUUUUGUUUAUUUGUGGAUUUGUCAAUUCUAUUUAUUUAAAAGGAGGAAUAAAUCUGUCAGUCAUCGGAA